This is a messenger RNA of Castor canadensis (American beaver), 4690 nucleotides long. NCBI's taxonomy places the organism in Eukaryota, Metazoa, Chordata, Mammalia, Rodentia, Castoridae. The record is from RefSeq and is a predicted model, not a curated record.
AUGACGCCUAUGUCCGAUUCCGCAGGGACGAUAUACUCGCGCAGCGUGAUCCUGUUUUGUCACUUGUGGGCCUUUUUCUUUGGGCAGACUCUUCAUGAUGAUCUAGAAAGACAGGAAAUGAGCUUACAGAAAUUUGACUCCAUCACCAACCAACUAUUAAAAGAAUGUCACCCACCUGUGACAGAAACUCUCACCAAUACACUGAAAGAAGUCAAUAUAAGAUGGAAUAACUUGCUGGAAGAGAUCGCUGAGCAGCUGCAUUCCAGCAAGGCCCUCCUUCAGCUCUGGCAGAGAUACAAGGACUACUCCAAGCAGUGUGUGUCUGCAGUCCAACAGCAGGAGGACCGCACCAAUGCACUGCUCAAGGCUGCCACUAACAAGGACAUUGCUGAUGACGAAGUUGCUACAUGGAUUCAGGAUUGCAGUGACCUUCUCAAAGGACUGGGGACAGCUAAGGACUCCCUCUUUGUUCUCCAUGAGCUAGGAGAGCAACUCAAGCAACAAGUGGACCCUUCUGCAGCAGCCAUUCAGUCGGAUCAGCUGUGCUUGAGUCAACACUUGUGCACCCUCGAGCAGGCGCUCUGCAAGCAGCAGGCAUUGCUACAGGCUGGAGUUGUUGACUAUGAAACCUUUGCCAAGAGUUUAGAGGCUCUGGAGGCCUGGAUCAUAGAAGCGGAGGACAUCCUUCAAGAACAGGACCCAUCCCACUCUUCUGACUUCUCCACCAUCCAGGAGAGGAUGGAAGAACUUAAGGGGCAGAUGUUAAAAUUCAGCAGCAUGGCUCCGGAUUUAGACCGUCUAAAUGAGCUGGGAUAUAGGCUACCCCUGAAUGAUAAGGAAAUCAAAAGGAUGCAGAAUUUGAACCGUCACUGGUCUCUGAUCUCCUCUCAGACUACAGAAAGAUUCAGCAAGUUGCAGUCAUUUUUGCUGCAACAUCAGACUUUCCUGGAAAAAUGUGAAACUUGGAUGGAAUUCCUGGUUCAAACAGAACAAAAGUUAGCAGUGGAGAUUUCAGGCAAUUAUCAACAUCUUUUGGAACAGCAGAGAGCACAUGAGUUGUUUCAAGCUGAGAUGUUCAGUCGUCAGCAGAUUCUGCACUCGAUCAUUAUUGAUGGGCAGCGUCUUCUAGAACAAGGUCAAGUUGAUGACAGGGAUGAAUUCAACCUGAAGUUGACACUUCUCAGUAACCAAUGGCAAGGAGUGAUUCGCAGGGCCCAGCAGAGGCGAGGGAUCAUUGACAGCCAGACCCGCCAGUGGCAGCGCUACAGAGAGAUGGCAGAAAAGCUCCGUAAAUGGUUGGUUGAAGUGUCCUAUCUUCCCAUGAGUGGUCUUGGAAGCAUCCCUGUAGCAAUGCAGCAAGUGAGGACCCUCUUUGAUGAAGUGCAGUUCAAAGAGAAGGUGUUCCUGAGACAACAAGGUAGCUACAUCCUGACUGUGGAAGCAGGCAAGCAACUGCUGCUCUCUGCUGACAGUGCAGCUGAGGCUGCCUUGCAGGCUGAACUCACCGAAAUCCAAGAGAAAUGGAAGUCAGCUAGCAUGUGUCUGGAGGAGCAGAAGAAAAAAUUGGCCUUCUUGUUGAAAGACUGGGAAAAAUGUGAGAAAGGAAUAGCCGAUUCUCUGGAGAAACUUCGAACUUUCAAAAAGAAGCUCUCCCAGCCUCUCCCAGAUCACCACGAUGAGCUCCAUGCAGAGCAAAUGCGGUGCAAGGAAUUAGAAAAUGCAGUGGGGAGCUGGACGGAUGACCUGACCGAGCUGACGCUGCUGAGGGAUACUCUUGCUGCCUUUAUCGGUGUCGAGGACAUCUCCAUCCUUAACGAACGCAUCGAGCUUCUGCAGAGGCAGUGGGAGGAAUUGUGCCACCAGGUCUCCUUAAGACAGCAGCAAGUAAGUGAGCGACUGAACGAAUGGGCGGUGUUCAGUGAGAAGAACAAGGAGCUGUGCGAGUGGCUGACUCAAAUGGAAAGCAAAGUUUCUCAGAAUGGAGAUAUUCUCAUUGAGGACAUGAUAGAGAAGCUGAAGAAGGAUUAUCAAGAGGAAAUUGCUGUUGCCCAAGAGAACAAAAUACAGCUCCAGCAAAUGGGAGAACGACUUGCUAAAGCCAGCCAUGAAAGCAAAGCAUCUGAGAUUGAGUACAAGCUUGGAAAGGUCAAUGACCGGUGGCAGCAUCUCCUGGACCUCAUUGCAGCCAGGGUGAAGAAGCUGAAGGAGACUCUGGUGGCCGUCCAGCAGCUUGAUAAGAACAUGAGCAGCCUGAGGGCUUGGCUUGCUCACAUUGAGUCAGAGCUGGCCAAGCCCAUAGUUUAUGAUUCCUGUAACUCAGAAGAAAUACAGAGGAAGCUUAAUGAGCAGCAGGAGCUUCAGAGAGACAUAGAGAAGCACAGCACAGGGGUCGCCUCUGUCCUCAACCUGUGCGAAGUCCUGCUGCAUGACUGUGACGCUUGUGCCACCGAUGCUGAGUGUGACUCCAUCCAGCAAGCUACACGAAACCUGGACCGGCGGUGGAGAAAUAUCUGUGCCAUGUCCAUGGAAAGGAGGCUCAAAAUCGAAGAGACAUGGAGACUGUGGCAGAAGUUUCUGGAUGACUAUUCUCGUUUUGAAGAUUGGCUAAAGAUUUCAGAAAAGACAGCUGCUUUCCCCAGCUCUUCUGGGGUGCUCUACACAGUUGCCAAGGAAGAACUAAAGAAAUUUGAGGCCUUCCAGCGACAGGUCCAUGAAAGCCUGACCCAGCUGGAACUGAUCAACAAGCAGUACCGCCGCCUGGCCAGAGAGAACCGCACAGACUCUGCGAGCAGCCUCAAACAGAUGGUUCACGAAGGCAACCAGAGAUGGGACAACCUGCAGAAGCGCGUCACCUCCAUCUUGCGCAGACUCAAGCAUUUUAUUAGCCAACGUGAGGAGUUUGAGACUGCACGGGACAGCAUCCUAGUGUGGCUAACAGAGAUGGACCUGCAGCUCACUAACAUUGAGCACUUCUCUGAGUGUGAUGUUCAAGCGAAAAUAAAGCAGCUCAAGGCCUUCCAGCAGGAAAUUUCACUGAACCACAAUAAGAUUGAGCAGAUAAUUGCGCAAGGGGAGCAGCUGAUAGAGAAGAGUGAGCCCCUGGAUGCAGCCGUCAUCGAGGAGGAAUUGGAUGAGCUCCAACGCUACUGCCAGGAGGUCUUUGGGCGUGUGGAGAGAUACCACAAGAAACUGAUCCGCCUGCCGCUUCCAGAUGAUGAUCAUGACCUCUCUGAUCGGGAGCUGGAGCUUGAUGACUCUACGGCUCUCUCGGACUUGCACUGGCAGGACCCCUCUGCAGAUGGUGCAUCCUCCCCCCAGCCUUCCUCCAACCCCUCCCUCUCGCUCCCCCAGCCCCUCCGGAGUGAGCGGUCAGGACGGGACACCCCAGCCAGUGUGGACUCCAUCCCUCUGGAGUGGGAUCAUGACUAUGACCUCAGUCGUGACCUGGAAUCUGCAGUGUCCAGAACUCUGCCCUCUGAGGAUGAAGAGGGUCGGGAAGACAAGGAUUUCUACCUCAGGGGAGCCGUUGGCUUAUCAGAUGUAGUGAUCCCUGAAAGCCCUGAGGCCUAUGUAAAACUCACAGAAAAUGCCAUCAGAAAUACCUCUGGGGAUCCCAGCGCUCUGGAGUCACAGAUCCAGCAACUGCACAAAGCACUGGAUGACAGUCACUUCCAGAUGCAGCAAACUGAAAAUAUCCUCCGUAGCAAAACUCCCACGGGGCCAGAGCUGGACUCCAGCUACAGAGGCUACAUGAAACUCCUUGGCGAAUGCAGUGACACUAUAGAUUCAGUGAGGAGACUGGAGCACAAGCUAAAGGAGGAGGAAGAGAAUCUGCCAGGCUUUGUCAACUUGAACAGCACCGAAACCCAGACAGCUGGUGUGAUUGACCGAUGGGAGCUCCUACAGGCCCAGGCACUGAGCAAGGAGCUAAGGAUGAAGCAGAACCUCCAGAAGUGGCAGCAGUUCAACUCAGACCUGAACAACAUCUGGGCCUGGCUGGGAGAGACGGAGGAGGAACUGGACCAGCUCCAGCGCCUGGAGCUCAGCACUGACAUCCAGACCAUCGAGCUCCAAAUCAAAAAGCUCAAGGAGCUCCAGAAAGCUGUCGACCACCGCAAAGCCAUCAUCCUCUCCAUCAAUCUCUGCAGCUCCGAGUUCACCCAGACUGACAGUAAGGAAAGCCACGACCUGCAGGACCGCUUGUCCCAGAUGAAUGGGCGUUGGGACCGAGUGUGCUCCUUGCUGGAGGACUGGCGGGGCCUGCUACAAGAUGCACUGCUGCAGUGCCAGGAUUUCCAUGAAAUGAGCCACGGUUUGCUUCUUAUGCUGGAGAACAUUGACAGAAGGAAAAAUGAAAUUAUACCUGUUGACUCUCACCUUGACCCAGAGAUACUGCAGGACCACCACAAACAACUUAGGGUAAGAACUCUGGCAGCUUGUGGUUAUUUCUAGCAAGGGUAUGUAUUUUUUUUUUAUUUUUAUUUUUUACCUUUUGCAUUAUAGCCUCCAACUUACACUCUUAACUUCCACACUUAAACCUCUAAUUUAACUCCUUAAGGUUUCUAGUCUCUGUGAAACAAAUGUGUGCAGGUCACAUCUCCAACUUUAGCUGUUGUUUGUUAUAUGACUCUUAAGCAUCCUGAAUCUCAAUUAGCUUGUGUUUAUGAAGGCAAUUUUUGGUAAAUUGUCC